AUGAUGCGAUGCUGGCUUCUCCUUUGCUUGACCCUGGGCGGCCACGGUGCUUCACGAAGCUAUCGCGAAGGCACCGUCGACAUGAGCGAGGUGCUGCACUACGAGGCGGACGAGGUGGGUGCGGUUUGUGACCAGACCUUGCUUCAGCACAUCAACUGUGACAACAAACUGUGGGACGACCUGUUGGCCCAGCUUUGCCGUCAUUGCUCCCGCAGUGGCUGCGUGAGCGAUCCGGAGUUGGAGCAGGUCGCCCGCAUGGCUUUUCGGCUCUACAUCACUAUGGUGGAGAGGGGACAGGAGAACCUGGACACCUUCGCCUGCAAGCACGGUCUCUUUGCCGCCCUCCUCUUCCAUUCGGAGUCUUGCGUCCGCCCGAAACGAUUCAGUUUCAAGUCAGCAUGGAGGAGAUCCAGUCUACACCCGCCAUCAUGGCUCGUCGUCCAGGAGCUCUACCUCAGGAAGUACGAGGUCCCUCUGGCCCUUGUGGAAACAGACCGCUUGGAGGUCACUGAUGCGUCGGGGUUUCCAGUCAGCAUUCUGACAGAUGACUCUGGCGGGCGCAUCCUCGAAACGGUGCACAAGGUCUCGGAUGGUGGUCCCGCCUUCCCCCUGAAUGUUCGUUACGUCCCGGCCGGGAGUGAGCGCGAGUUCCUGAAUGUGAAGCGGCACAUGUCCCUUCGAACAGGUGAAGGCAGGACUUCGAUCGUCACCAUGGACAUCGACAUGCCAGUGAUGAGCUUGUCGCCAUUUCCCUUCCACACCGCAAAGCUCAAGUCCUUGCGCUUUGUCGGCCAGGAUGAGUAUGCCCGUUUCGUGACGGACCUUUCGGGCCGCCUGGCAGAUGCUGGCAUCUUCCACUUGGUCGUUGACGGCGACUACACGCUGAGAUACUGGGAGGCCGUGCACGCGCCUCUCCGUGAGGAGAACUACCUGACCAAGCUCGGCCUUUCUCUGCGAGACCUUGAGGACGCCGCGGUGCUCCAGCGUUUUUCCAUUUUCGCACCGUUGGAACAGCGCCAUAAGGUUGUGGAGCUGCUGGGAAAUCAGAUGCCGCCGUUGGGUAGCCGAGCUGACCGUGGAGCUAUGCCCAUUGAGCGACGUCUCGUGGAGCUGGAGCUUGGCCACAUCCAGUAUGGAGAGCAGCCGUUUGCUUUCGCUGAAGGGCUCAACUUUCGCGCCUUCUGCAGCCAUUGCCUGUGGGUGAGUGUCUACUUCUACGUCACGGAAUCCCCGGGUGCCAGUGUUGGACCCGGCAUGUCGGUCCUGCCAUUGGCCUUCUGGGUGCCCUGCAGGCUGUCCGCCUCCGAGCUGCUCCCGGCGACCCACGAACCCUUGGAGCAAGGGCUAGCACUUGUCCCGCGCCCCCCAGCCCGAGGCCGCGAGAUGGCGAGAGCGCGGUGGGACUCUGAAGUGGACCCUCUGCACGACGCUUCGCAGAAGGAGAGUCCGAGGCCGAACAUCUACGUCGGCACAUGUCGGCAGUCCCUGCAGCGAGCGUUGGCGGUGGCGCCAUUUGCUGCACCCACGCCAUCACUGCCUUGGCCGGUGAGGGAGCUGCUGCCGAUGCACGACAUGUCGGACACCUUUCAGCUGAGCUUCCAGAACAGCCUGGAGUUCAUCAUGGGCUUUCGGCAAGCCCACCAGGGCCACGGGCUGGAGCGCUAUCAAGACAAAAUCGAGCUCACGGAGGUAUUCCGACAGCGGAAGCUGCCCGUCCCGCGGACAUUCUACGCUGCGUAUGGUAUGGACUUUGACGUCCGUCCCACGAUAGAGGCUUUGGACAGAAGAGGCCGCAGUUAUGUGGCCAAGGCUUCUCAUCUUUGCUGCUCGCGCGGGGUCUUCGUCAUGGAUGGAGGCAUCGAUCGGUUGACCAACACCUCGGUGAGCCCCGAUGAGAUUCAGCAGCAGCUGGAGGAAGCCGCCCGGACGCCUUUCACCACAGCCGAGAUCGACCCUCGCUGCGGCGACUGGGGCACCGUGCAAGCGGGGCGCAGGCCGGGAGUACUCAUCGAGGAGCUCCUGGUACCCUCCCUCCCCUUGCACAGCCUCUUGGCCCAGACUGAAGCCGAAGACUGGGUUGCGCCCGACAGCUUGGCUUGUCAUCUCGUGUGGUCGGUGCUCUUCAUGUGCAGCUGGGAGAUUAAGGUUCGCCUGCCAACUGGAGAGAAGAAAGCAGUGCCCCUGGGCGAAGUCUUCCGCGACGGCUCGUGCCUGCGAUGUAAGGUGCCGCUGCCGCUGCAGGACUGGCAAUCCACGGUGGCACUGCUGGAGACAAUGCUGCCACACACCGACUACGUACGGAUCUCGGUGUUUAUGAAGGAGGGAUGGCCCGUCAUCAACGAGGUAGAGUACACCACCGGAGGGCUAGAAGUGAUCUACAUUCCUCUGGCGCGCGAGUGGACCAUGCGUUGGCUCGAAGGCUACUACAGGUUCCUCACCUGA
This is a messenger RNA of Symbiodinium natans, 2442 nucleotides long. NCBI's taxonomy places the organism in Eukaryota, Dinophyceae, Suessiales, Symbiodiniaceae. The record is from the annotation of a GenBank genome assembly.